Messenger RNA from Penicillium canescens, 1497 nucleotides. RefSeq lists its product as uncharacterized. The transcript has 6 exons. Gene Ontology annotation, molecular function: ATP hydrolysis activity; ATP binding; ABC-type transporter activity. NCBI's taxonomy places the organism in Eukaryota, Fungi, Ascomycota, Eurotiomycetes, Eurotiales, Aspergillaceae. Bases 1 to 1497 code for a protein of 498 amino acids. The record is from RefSeq and is a predicted model, not a curated record.
AUGAACGGCUUAAAAAGUCAACCUGCGCAGCUACGGAAUUUGAUUGGGUUUGUUUCCCAGCAUAAUACAGUCCUCCCCGAUCUGACCGUACGCGACAAUAUUCUAUACUCCGGUCGUGUGCUACUUGGUGGGCAGCUGUCUGAUCACGAGAUUCAGGAAUAUGUCGAUUUCCUGAUUUAUUCGCUGGGUCUAGAAAGUACGUGUUAUCGACUGGUCGGCGGCCUUCUGGAGGGAGAAGAACGAUGUAUAUCCGGGGGCGAGUAUAAACGCGUGAGUAUUGCGCUCGCUCUCGCUGCCGCACCAAAGGCUUUGAUCCUGGACGAGCCAACUUCCGGUCUGGAUGCAACAGCCGCGCAUUCCCUGAUGAAGCUUCUGCACUCGAUCUCCCGUCAGGGGAUUAUGGUGGUUUGCGUAAUACACCAGCCACGAAUUGAGAUAUUCAAUCUGCUGGAUGAUGUUCUCGUUCUGAACGAUGGGACGCAGGCAUAUCUUGGAAAAGCAUCCAACAUGCAGUCGUUCUUCGAAACAUUAGGCCACACAUUUCCCAUCGCAUCAAAUCCAGCGGAUGUUAUCCUUGAUAUCUUACAGACUCAUACCCCUACCCGGGGUGGAGAAGAGAUCGCCCUACAGGUGCCAAUAGAAGACAGCUCGUACUCCGGAAACGGAACGGUAGAAGUCCUGAACGCGCUCUUUGAGAGAGUCAAGCAAAGGAGAAUGUCGUGGCUCCGUCAGCUUUGGCUCGCCUUUUCCCGGAGUGUCGUACAACAGAGCCAACAGACCACAGGCCUUGCUUUGGAAAUCGGAUCGAGUGCAGUAACUGGCCUCAUGAUCGGAUUGGCAGCUUUUGAAUCCAGAGGCCACUUCUUCCAAGGAAUUUAUCACCAUCCAUUUGACCUUCUCUCCAGUGCCGUUGAUUAUCGACUGGUAGCCGAGCAGGGUCUUUUAUGUUGUCUCGCGAUAGCUUGUGCAGCUGGACCCCCGGGAGUCAAGAUAUUCGGGGAGGAGAAAUUAACCUUUUAUCGAGAAUCUCAGUCGGGACAUUCUCGCAGCGCUUAUUUCCUAGGGAAAAACCUGGCGGUCUGUUUCCGCAUGUUGGUGUCGUCUUUGCAUUUCACUGCAUUUUAUUUGGUUCUAGCGGCCCCCUUGAUCCAGUUUCAUUCGCUGUUUGGUCUUUGCUUCUUAUACUUUUACUGUAUCUACGGGCUUGGAUUUGUCGUAUCGGCCGUCACGCGACGAGAAGAUGGACCACUACUGUGCAUGUUACUGAGUCUCAUCAUCUCAGCCAUGAGUGGGUGUGCUCCGCGGCUAUCAACUGUGCGGAAGUGGCAUCUGGAAUGGUUUUGGUACUCGUGGCCAGCAACUUGGUUCUCCGAGGCAUUUUAUCAGGAGAACACAGCUCCAGUGGCUUACCUCUACAACAUGGAGGACGCUGCCACCUUCACUGGUUACAGGACAGGUAGGACGGUGAUGGAUAUGGGUGAUUGGAACUCUGUAUAG